AUGAGACUCUUAGAGAAGAUUAAAAUAAACUCCCAACAAAGAUGGAUGGUAUGUUAUAAACUUGGUGGAAAGUAUGAAUGUUCUACGUUAAACCUCAAUAAUAUUGGAACAUUACUACAUCAGCUCUUGAAGGAGAACUUUAUAUCAGAGAUAGAAGCAAAUGCUGCAGGUAUUGUUGAAAUGCACUAUGACUUCUUCUUGACAAACAUAAAGAAUCUUACUGAAAUAAAGAUGUAUGAUUUAACAGAAUAUGAAGGCUUAACAAUGUCAGAUGUAAAGAAAGGCAAACCAAAAAAGAGACCAUAUAGAGAUGAAAGCACACUGACAAAUGACCAGAAAGCCAUUUUGGAAGCUCUUAAGCAAACAGGAAACCCAGCACUUAUAGAAAGCUUUUGGAAAGAUAAUGGUGAAAAGAAGUUUUAUAAGAAGAGAAGCGGUCAGUUCUGGAAGUAUCUUUGCACAUUACCAAAUAAACCAAGAGAAUUUAUUUCACGCUGUAUUCAAGGUGGAAGAUGUAUGCUGUCAGAUAACAUGAAACAAAAGAGCGAAAAGAAACUCAUUGCUGAUUUCGACGCUGUUUCAUUAUAUCCAUCAGCUAUAGCAAGACUUUAUACUUUAGAAGGUAUUCCAAAGGUUAUGAAGAAAGAAAUGUUAAGCACAGAGUAUCUCAUGAGACAUUUAUUCGAUGACGACCAAAAGGAACCCAUUGGUGAAAAGUUUAUGUCUGGCUUCUUUGUUCUCAUUAAGAUAACAGAGAUUGGAAUACAUAGACACUUUCCUUUAAUAGUUUGCGACCCUGAACUAAAUCCAGAACUUAACGUUCCCAGAAGUUCAAACACUUGCUGUCUCAUGUAUGUUGACCAUAUAACAUUACAAGACCUUAUAAAAUAUCAAGGUAUCAAAUGUGAAGUGUUGCAAGGAUAUUACUACGAUGGAAACAGAGAUAUUAGAAUAAGAGAUGAAGUAAAGAAGUUGUUUGAGUUAAGGUUAAAGUAUAAGAAAGAAGGAAAUCCUUUGCAAGAAAAUAUAAAGCUCAUUCUGAACAGUAUUUAUGGCAAAACUAUUCUAUCUCCUAUUGAGUCAAAAAUAACCAUAGUAAAUGACAAAGAUGCUAUAAGAUAUGCCAUCAGAAACUACAACCAUAUAGUGAAGUUCGAAGGUUUGGAUGGUUCAGAUAAAACUAUUUUCAAGCUAACGAAAAGCAUUUGCAGACACUUUAACUUCUGUCCACUUGGUGUUAACAUUCUGUCUAUGUCGAAGAGAAUAAUGUGUGAAGUAUUCUGUACUGCUGAAGAUAUGGGACUUCAAAUAUUUUACCAGGACUGUGAUAGCAUGCAUAUUUUCAAUGAAGACAUACCAAAGCUUGCAACAGAGUUUAAGAAGAGAUACGGUCGCGAACUUAUAGGAAAGAACCUUGGUCAUUUUCAUUCUGACUUCGCAGAAAUAACACCUGGAAAACAAAGUUUAGCAUACAAGUCAAUAUUUUGUGGAAAGAAGACUUACAUAGACUUACUCACGAAUGAUUUAAAUGAAGUUGCAUUUCAUGCACGUUGUAAAGGUGUAAAACAAGACGUUCUUGCUUUAACAGCUAAUGAAAUGUUUCCUGAAGCUAUACAAUGCUAUUACAAUGAAGAUAAGAACAUUCACAUACCUGUUGGAACAUAUGACAAAGACUCUGAGUUCAGUUUAAUGAAACUUUACAAAGCACUUUAUGACGGUCAAGAGAUUGGAUUUGACUUAUGUAAGUCUUCUAGUCCUUGCUUUGCUGAAAAGUUUAACUUCUCAAUAACGACUAAAACAAGCUUUAUUCGUAAGUUGAAGUUCUGA
Messenger RNA from Trichomonas vaginalis G3, 1827 nucleotides. Its product is annotated as organellar and viral DNA polymerase type B. Bases 1 to 1827 code for a protein of 608 amino acids. The transcript has a single exon. The record is from RefSeq and is a predicted model, not a curated record. Gene Ontology annotation, molecular function: DNA binding; DNA-directed DNA polymerase activity; nucleotide binding. Gene Ontology annotation, biological process: DNA replication. NCBI's taxonomy places the organism in Eukaryota, Parabasalia, Trichomonadida, Trichomonadidae.